Molecule: messenger RNA, 1674 nt
Organism: Peronospora matthiolae
Lineage: Eukaryota; Oomycota; Peronosporomycetes; Peronosporales; Peronosporaceae
Source: the annotation of a GenBank genome assembly
AUGACAGAUUCAGCGACUGCCGAUGCGGUGUACGCGCAAAUUGGGAAGUUGCGCGAGUUGGCUAAGAGCAAACACGUAGACAUUCCUGAGAAUCCGUACAUGGCAACAAGUGAUAUUUCAACGGCACUUCUUGCCUCGAACGGAGAUGAACAGUCUGCUUUGAAGAAGAUCAUGGCCAAGUUCGGCCGCAACAAGCGAUCCCAUCCAUCGGAAAAGGACCUGGGCAACAAGAAGAGCAAGCGUGGGGGUGAAAAUGGGGGUGGCGAUGGAGGAGAGUCGGUAGCAGCGGGGUAUGCUUAUGCAACAAUGACAAAGGGCGAGAAGGACAUUGCUGGCGGAGCUGGACAUGUAGGAGUCAAAGCUGAAGAUCGCAAACAGGCAGGGCAAGACCAAGAAGAAGGAGGCCGAGAAGAGUCGAUGGCUCCCCACAAAACCAUUCGGUUGGUGGAAGAGGCUCGGGAGCAGAAAGCGGCGAAUUCGGCAAACCAGAAGAUUGUCGAUGCCUUGGCGAACUACGGCGAGGAGCAACUUGAUCGCGGGCACACGGGCAAAGGGGUCUCGCAUCUGCGAGCGGCCAUUCACAUUCGUGAUCACCCGGAUGCCAUCACGUCUGCAAAGGAGGCGCGUGCGGUGCCAAUGGUGGGGGACAAGCUUGCCUCUCAAAUUGAAGAGAUACUGGCCACGGGCAAGGUGAAGGAUGACACUGCAGACCAGAACGUGAGCACGGACGUGAAUCAACACCAGCGACCUCAAUUGGUGAACGACAUUUUCAAUUCGCGGGCCAAAUGUCCCGAGAACCAGGUGCUAGUGGACGAGCUGGCAAAGUUUGGGGAGCACGAGCUCUACUUUGGUAGUUCGGGCAAAGGCACGAGUCACCUGCGAGCGGCGCGUGAGAUUCAGCUGGCUGAUCACGUUGUGAAAUCGGGAUCGACUGCCCGGACGAGCAUUCCUCUGGUUGGGGAUGUCAUUGCGGACAAGAUUGACCAGAUCAUGGAGCACGGUCGGAUUGUUCAGGACACUGGUGAGACGACGGGGUCGAAGAGCUAUUCCCGUGGCAGUGGGGGCGGGUAUACCGUUGCUCCGAUUGUGCAGGAUUUGCGUGACAAACCGGCGGCAUGUCCGGAGAACCAGCGCAUUGUCGAUGCUUUGAUCGACUAUGGCGACAGCCAUUUGUACUCUGGGCAUCGAGGCAAGGGCAUUUCGCAUUUGCGAGCUGCUCAGCACAUUCGGGACUCGAAGACUGUUGUGAAGUCUGGACGUCAAGCCAGCAAGGACAUUGAUAUGGUGGGGCAACGCGUUGCGGCCAAGAUUGACCAGAUUCUCGAGCAGGGGCAUGCGGACAGUGACGAAGACUAUGAGUACGAUCCUGAAGCUGAAGAGGAGGAAGAAGGGGAGUAUGGCGAGAGGGAGCGCGACUCGGUGGUGCCCCCUAUUGUGCAAGAUGUAUGCAGCAAACGUGCGCAAGUCGAGAAGAAUCAGAUUUUGGUGGAUGCACUGGUGGAAUAUGGUGAGGAGGAACUGUACAAGCGCCACACUGGGCGAGGCACGGCUUUCCUGCGUGCGGCACGCCGUCUCCGCGAUGCCGAUGUCGAGGUGAACAGUGGCAAGGAUGUGAAAUCGAUCGGCAUUGGGGACAAGGUGGCCGAGUAUAUUGACACGAUCCUGGCGGUGUGA